Molecule: messenger RNA, 1304 nt
Organism: Anopheles aquasalis
Lineage: Eukaryota; Metazoa; Arthropoda; Insecta; Diptera; Culicidae
Source: RefSeq, a predicted model, not a curated record
GAAUGUUCCGGCCAGUGUCCACUCUUCUACUGCUGUUGGUCGUUUGCUCGGCCAUAGGAAAACCUUUUCCAGAAAUACCGGAUUUAGAAAAUGUCGGAGAAAAUCUUACGACCCCAAAGUCAUCUGACGAUUCUUCCGAAAUAUUCGAUGCAGCGUCGGUUUUGGAUGUUCCAGAGGAAACCCGGUCCCUGCCAACCCAAGAUGAUGAUUGGCUAUUUGAAGAUGCUAGUGCCCCAAAGCUGAAAGUUGAACGCACCGUCUACUCAGCGCUACUGUACCAAGAGGAUUCAUUCGGUUUGGAAUUUCUGUGCCCCGGCUUCUGGUUACGCAAGGAUGUGGUGCUCAUCCGGCGAGACUGUUGGGCGAACGAUGUGAACAUGAAAACCGACGGGUCAGUGUUGCAUAUUUUUACGAACGACGAGUAUCCCUUCAAAAUUUUACAUUUGAAACCGAAACGCUGGGAAUCGGAAAUGGUGCUCCAUCUAGCUAAUAUCGAAGACAUACAUAUGGCAAUGGACAUGAUGUCGUUCGAAAACUGUUUGUUGUUCGCGCUGCGAGAAGACUGCACACUGCUCGAGCGCUUUUUGUGGCAUAGCCGACCUGUACCAUUCAAGAGAGAGAAGAGCUCUUGCCAGGAUGGACACAUCUGUCUAAGGACACGUGUUCCACCUGCCGGCGAGCGUGAUUACGCUUUGGUUUGCGGAGAUUCGCUGGUUGGAGUGCAAGCGCCAACGCAAAACGGGUGUGAUCGAUCAUUUGGAAGACUUUCGCUCUUGGAUAUUUCGCUCAUCAAGGACUGGGUGGAUCACGUGUUGCAAUUGCCAGUGGAAGAACCGGAGCACCAUUGCGGUAGUGGAGAGGGUGAAGACUACCUGCUUGAUCGGUUCCCUUCUUCAGAAGCUUUAUCUAGUUCCGAAUAUUAAUCCGCCAAAUCCGGAGUCUAGCACGCUAAAACCGUGCUUUACGAGGACUACAGCCAGCCAGCAGAACGGUCCAGCAGUUUGCUACUAAAAAUGCAACACCAACCACACCGGUGGCUCUUCAAAUUCCCAACAAACGCCAUUCUGAUCGAUGACGGUGGUCCCCAAAUUCCGGCGUGUUCCCCCUCCUGAUCGACAUUAUCGUCAGCGUCCGACACUCUCGCGCUGCUUCAGCGCCGGACCAUAUGGACGCUCGACGAUUUAAUUUGUCGUUUCCAUAUAUUUAUUCCACCAUCCCGGAUUCUCUAACAGGUCGUUGGGUUUUAUGAAUGAUCAUGGAGCGCAGUUCUCCGGCAUCGGUCCGGUGGUGGUUCGAUCCUAUAG